Messenger RNA from Porites lobata, 1023 nucleotides. The record is from the annotation of a GenBank genome assembly. Lineage: Eukaryota; Metazoa; Cnidaria; Anthozoa; Scleractinia; Poritidae.
AUGGAAGUGGGAGACAUAGCCAACUGUAAUUCCGUUGGGGCUUUGCCAAGGAAUGAACGUCAGGCAAAAUAUCUGAAAGAAAAAAACAGUAAAGGGCGUAUUGCCGAUCCAAUUUUCGAGAUCACGGAAAAGAUGAAAACCGAAGAUAAGAAAUUUACCAGAGGAUACAGCCUGGACGAUGAGUCGCCUAAAGUUAUCCUGUUUAUGGAUGAACAGGUUGAAGACAUUGUAAACUUCUGCUGUAAUGAGGUCCACGGGCACACCUCUUUGCUGUACGUAGACGUGACGUUUCAACUGGGACCUUUCUUUGUUUUGGUGACAACCUACCGAAACACGACACUUUUCACGAAACGCAGUAAUCCACCAACGUGUCCAGUAAUGCUUGGUCCGGUAAUGCUGUGUAUGUUGAAAGACAAGGCUACCUACCUGACUUUGUUUCAAAAAAUCUCCGCCCAAGUACCAGGUUUGCAAGUAAACCUUAAGGGGUAUUGCACUGAUUCAGAGGAAGCGCUGCGUCAAGCACUAGCCCAGGUGUUUCCCAACUCCGCAUCAUUGCUUUGCAAAGUACACGCACAGAAAAACAUUGAGGAAAAAUGUCGGAAACUUCGGUUUUCCCAGUCGCUGACGAAUGAGAUAGUUCAUGACAUUUUUGGCAGUGGGGGUCUAGUAUACGCCGACUCCUACGAGGAGUACAACCAAAAGUUAAACUCGUUGACCGAAAAAUGGGACCGCAAGGAAUUCAAGGACUCACCGGAGGAACUCGCGUUUUCCAAAUAUUUCAGACGCUACAAGGCAGAGGAGAUUUGGAACCACGUUACAGCGAAAGCAUCAAAAAUGCGGGUUUUGAGGACGAAGUACAAGCCAACAACAUUUCAGAGUCAGCAAAUGCUUUUCUCAAACGAUGGCAAGACUUCCAAGCCACAGACAUGGCCAGUUUUAUCGAGGAUUGUAGGGGCCUCAUCACCAAACAGCGACGUGAUGUUCAACGGGCAUUGCUGGGGCUUUCAAGCCCGUAUAUACUGA